UAUUACGAAAUUUUCCAACGAAUUAAAAUGGUAGUCAGUGGCUUUAUACAUGUUAUAUGUACUUUUCUGAUUUCUUUAGCUUUGGAUACAAACGCAUUUCUAAUAUCAAAUGUGAAGUUAUCACAAUCCAGAUCUGGUGUGGUACAGAUCGAAAAAGAUGGUCAAGUAGGAACGAUAUGCUCUGACGGUUUUACUUUAGAGGACGCUCGAGUAGUUUGUCGGGAAGCGGGAUUUGGACAAUCUGGAAUAGCUAUACCUACUCUGGAACAUAUAUAUGGACCAGGCACUGGUAAAAUUCACUAUAACGAAUUAGGAUGUAUUGGAAAUGAAACAACCUUAAGUAAUUGUAAACACAGAGAUUUCGUUGAUUGUGUACACACGGAAGACGUUGGUGUCAUUUGUGACGCAAAUGGAAUUCGUUUACAAUUGGAGAAUAAGGACCAUGGUAGACUGGACGUGACUAUAAAUGGUCAAACAGGAACUGUGUGUAACGAUUACUUCGACCUUAAUGCAGCCAAGGUCGUUUGUAGACAACUUGGACUUCCAUUCCAAAAUGCACAAUAUGCUAAGACCCGCCAUGUAUUAGGCUACAACGUGCCAAUAUUACUCGACGAUGUCCGGUGUUCUGGAACAGAAGACAAUAUAUUAAAAUGUAAAAUGCAAAUUAUUGGUAAAAAUGAUUGUUUGCACGAACAAGAUGUCAGCGUUUAUUGCUAUGCACCAGUAACAAUGACAGCUCCCACAACAACGACAUCUCCUACAACUACGACAGUGGCAGUUACUACGCCAAAAGGAGUACAAUCCUGUUUGGACGAUCAGCGUCUUAACUGCGAUAAAUCUUCAUGCAGCACUGGCUUAAAAACGUUUUGCCCAUUAACGUGUAAUCUUUGUAAUGUUACAACCCCUCCUCCUUGUAAGGAUAACCCAGUUGUCAAUUGUAAUCCUAAAGUGUGUACUGAUCUAGUGCUGAAAGACUACUGUAAGGCAACGUGUGGUAUCUGCGCAGGAGCUACAACAACAUGGAUUCAUGUUACAGCAGUUUCUCCUGUUGUUGGGUGAUGAUUAGCAUUGCAGGAAAAUUACACAUUAAAGUUGAAUAUUUAAAAACAGUCA
Messenger RNA from Mytilus trossulus (common blue mussel), 1113 nucleotides. Its product is annotated as neurotrypsin-like. Gene Ontology annotation, biological process: peptidyl-lysine oxidation. Bases 28 to 1059 code for a protein of 343 amino acids. Gene Ontology annotation, molecular function: protein-lysine 6-oxidase activity. The record is from RefSeq and is a predicted model, not a curated record. NCBI's taxonomy places the organism in Eukaryota, Metazoa, Mollusca, Bivalvia, Mytilida, Mytilidae. The transcript has 9 exons. Gene Ontology annotation, cellular component: membrane.